GCUUGUUCAUAGAAGUGGGGGCGGCGAAGGCUUCGUGGCCCCGAGGAAACUACAGGCGGGGAGGGUGGGGGCUCCUGUGGACUCUCGCUGUGUUUGGGAGCCUUGGGUCCUAAGGUCAGAGGUCAGGUUCCACCCCACCCCCUGCCUCACACUUAGCCCUAGAAGUUUCUAGCAGGUGGAAGCAGGGCUCUAAGACACUAAGGCCAGUAAGCGCUAGGCCUGGAUGAAGGGGGAACUUAGAGUUGGACAAGAGUUAUGUGGGAAGGGGAGAGAACUGCGAAUAGUGGUAGUGAUCGAGGGCCACUAGCAAUGAGCUGGGCUCUGGACGGAGCUGUGUAUGUGCUAGAAAUACAUCAGGAGGCAAAACUAGGGUAGAACUUGGCCAGACUGGGAAAGUAAAAUUCUGUUGCCGUUUAAGACACCUGUUCUCCAAUCCUGGAGUCCUGUUGAUGAAAGAGUCUGUUUAACUUUGCUCUGUUGAGUGUUCACAUGCCGUUCAUAUGUCGCUCUGCACAGCUCAUCAACCAGAAAAUUUAUAGUUAGCUACAAAGAAGACCAAGUCAGUGCAGAUGGCUUAAUUAACACAAGUCUGUUUCCCCACUGGAGGGCAGGGGGACAGCACACAAACAACACAAAGCGCAAGAGAGUAUACACUGCUGCUAAGGGUGAUCAUUUAUUGACUUAGCAGAUGCAUCCAGCACCUCCUCUGCGUUGCUAAUACUGUGGGUUAUACAGAUACAAAGUUGUCACUCUCAAGGGGCUGAUAGUCUGAGGUAAGGGGAAAGGUAGCUUCACACCUUGGUUGUUUAAAGAAAGAACGUGAUUAAGCCCCAGAGAGUCAAGCUUUUUUUGGUUAAUUGGGGAAUUUUUUUCUCUCAUGGUGGUCAAAUUUACUCGCAUAUGAAAUGGGGAAGAAUGGAUCUGAGCUGUGAUUACUGUGGCAUGGAUUAAGUGACAGCUCUGAUAUGCUCUUCACCUGAGAGGGUCUUUAUGACAGGAAGUGGUAAACAUGGUAAGGAGUUAGAACUUUUUGAGUGACAGAAGGUGGGAGACUGAGUGCCAUGAAAGGGGAAAAAAAGAUGAUGACUCCAUCUUUUGGAGGGUCCGUGAUGGCUUUUUAGUCGGUUUGGUGUUGAAUGAAUGAACUGAUCUAUUUCCUCCCAUAGGUGUGGGCACGGGCAGUUCCUCUCUGUGGAAUCUGAUGGGCAAUGCCAUGGUGAUGACACAGUAUAUCCGCCUGACCCCAGAUAUGCAAAGUAAACAGGGUGCCCUGUGGAACCGGGUGCUACAUUGUCUUCCUUGAGGUAUGGCGGCAAGAAGUGAAUGCAGUAUUCCUGGUGUGGCUGCACUGUGAUUUUGUACAAGUCCUUGUUUCCUGAGAGACUGGGAGUUGCAGGUGCACUUCAGAAUCCACGGACAAGGGAAGAAGAAUCUGCAUGGGGAUGGCUUGGCGAUCUGGUACACAAAGGAUCGGAUGCAGCCAGGGCCCGUGUUUGGAAACAUGGACAAAUUUGUGGGGCUGGGAGUAUUUGUAGACACCUAUCCCAAUGAGGAGAAGCAGCAAGAGGCCCAGAAGAGGCGAUAUUCUCCAGGAGUCCAGCGGGUGUUCCCCUACAUCUCAGCCAUGGUGAACAAUGGCUCCCUCAGCUAUGAUCAUGAACGGGACGGGCGGCCUACAGAGCUGGGGGGCUGUACAGCCAUUGUCCGCAAUCUCCAUUAUGACACCUUCCUUGUGAUCCGAUAUGUCAAGAGGCAUUUGACGAUAAUGAUGGACAUCGACGGCAAGCAUGAGUGGAGGGACUGCAUAGAGGUGCCCGGGGUCCGUCUGCCCCGGGGCUACUAUUUUGGCACCUCCUCCAUCACUGGGGAUCUCUCGGACAACCAUGACGUCAUUUCCCUGAAGCUGUUUGAACUGACAGUGGAGAGAACACCGGAAGAGGAGAAGCUGCACCGGGAUGUGUUCCUGCCCUCGGUGGACAACAUGAAACUGCCUGAGAUGACAGCACCACUGCCACCCCUGAGUGGCCUGGCUCUUUUCCUCAUCGUCUUUUUCUCUUUGGUGUUUUCUGUAUUUGCCAUUGUCAUCGGGAUCAUACUGUACAACAAGUGGCAGGAACAGAGCCGAAAACGCUUCUACUGAGCCCUCCUGCAACCAUGACCUCUGUGAUUGUCACCCAGGAGGUGUUGGAGCAGCAGGUGCUGCCCUGAUCACACAGCCUGGCAGGGCUCUUCUCCCAUCUUGAGCUGCUGGUCUGGGACUCAGUUCUGUCACUGGAGCUUUAAGUGCAAGGAUACUGUUCCCAUGAUCACCGUGAAGACAUCUAACUCUGGAUCAGGAAGCACACCCACCCACCCAGGCGACACUGCUGUGAUGUGCCUUUCCUUCAGUCCUGCCUCUUGGGAGUGAAGAGGGACAGAGAGAACAUGGGCUGUCUUGAUGCCAGAAACACAGAAAAGAGUUUCCUAGCCCAGGCUGCCUUGUUGCUGGACUCAGAGAACCCUGUCCUUCAUUUUUAAAUCUGCAAAGACUAGAAAACUGACAGCUCCUUGUACCUUCCAGCCAUCUAUCCACUGGUUUUUGCUUUUUGUCUGAGUCUCUGGCCACUUGAGGAGCUUGCUUUGGAAAUCUGGAUGGAAGUUUUUUCCCUGCUUCAUCUUCCUCUCUCUCUGUUCACUGUGUUCUCUGUAAUGCAGCCGAGCUGGAGAAGACACUUGGAUGCCUUUGCUGGGGCCUCGGGUGCAGGAUGAACUUUAGUUUCACUGAUCCCUGUUAGGUGGCUGUGGGGAGAGGCCAUUCUGCUGUGGCUCACUGCUCCAGCCUGGAUCUUGGUUCUCUUGGCGUGUUCAUGACCUUCCUAAUUAGGUCCUUCAGGCCCUCCGUCAGGUUCGGCUGAAAGCUGGUGUGCAAGUCACGGGAAGCUUGGGAGAUGUCAUGGAUGCUGUGGGAAUCACUGUGACACUGUUCCACAUUCUGACACCAAAAGCAGCACCUGCCAUGUGAUCUGACCACAUGGAGAUGUUUCUGGACUCUCUGGAGCCUGCUUAGCCACCUGCAUGUUUUGCGUUCAUCAUGAUUUUUGGAAUCCCACAAGAGUGUUCAAAAUGUAAGCAAGCUUUCUUUUAUAACCUCGGUCUGGAUACUUCAGAAGGAAAUCUGUCUUCUCUUUCUUAAUGGAUAAGAAAUAGUUGUUGAGAGUCUGGGAGCAAUGGACCCUCGUCACCUGUGCCUGGAAAAGUUGGUUGUCGUUGAGCAGCAGGGCCCAAGUGUCCUCCUCUGUGGGUCAACCCUGAUUCCACUGCCUUACUUGAUGAGUCACGUGCUGCUCGCCUGUCUGCCCUGUGAUCCAACCACUAACAGGACAGAGUCUCCUUCGAGGGCCUGAGUGCCGAGCUCUACUAGCCAUGUGCUUCUGUAGCCCCAGGGAGAUUAGUAAAAUGGCUGGUGGAAACCA
This is a messenger RNA of Phacochoerus africanus (Common warthog), 3452 nucleotides long. RefSeq names its product lectin, mannose binding 2 like (gene LMAN2L). The transcript has 9 exons. The record is from RefSeq and is a predicted model, not a curated record. NCBI's taxonomy places the organism in Eukaryota, Metazoa, Chordata, Mammalia, Artiodactyla, Suidae. Bases 1475 to 2140 code for a protein of 221 amino acids. Gene Ontology annotation, cellular component: endoplasmic reticulum membrane; COPII-coated ER to Golgi transport vesicle; endoplasmic reticulum-Golgi intermediate compartment. Gene Ontology annotation, molecular function: D-mannose binding. Gene Ontology annotation, biological process: endoplasmic reticulum organization; endoplasmic reticulum to Golgi vesicle-mediated transport; Golgi organization.